Stomoxys calcitrans (stable fly) is the source of this 390-nucleotide messenger RNA. RefSeq lists its product as uncharacterized. The record is from RefSeq and is a predicted model, not a curated record. Bases 1 to 390 code for a protein of 129 amino acids. NCBI's taxonomy places the organism in Eukaryota, Metazoa, Arthropoda, Insecta, Diptera, Muscidae. The transcript has 3 exons.
AUGGAAGAUACGGAAGCCCAAAAGCAGCAGCAAUCAGCAGCCACAAAAGCCACCUUGAAAAUGGGUUUGUAUAAAAAAGCCGGGGGCUACAAACCCUACUUCUACAACACCUCUACCGAUUUUUGCCGCUUUCUCGAGGAUACUUCUAGAAAUUUCUUUAUUAAUUUUAUCUUCAAUUUCCUCAACGAGUUUUCGAAUUUGAAUCACAGCUGUCCUUUCGAUAAUGACAUCAUUGUCAAAGAUCUGGUUGCUCCUGAGGAAAAAUUUCGUAUGCUUCCCAUUCCCAUUGGUGAAUACAUGUUGAAAAUUAUCUUAAUCAUCAACAAAAAGGAGAGAUCAGCCAUCAAUGUAUUUGUUGAGAGAUCUGAAGCUUAUAAGGCCUUGGGUUAA